AUGGAGACUCUGUGCAGACUCAGUGGUCUGGAUCCUUUCUGGGACUGGAACCUGACCUGGAACACGGACCGCCCAAACCUGAGCCGGUGUUUCCAGCACACAGUCCUGGUCUGGUUCCCCUGUGUUUACCUGUGGACCUGUUCUCCAUUCUACCUGCUCUACCUGCAGCUCCGCCCACAUCCAGGUGUCAUCCACCUGUCUAGACUGUGCUGCAGUAAGAUGGUUCUGGGUCUUAGUCUGGCUUCCUUCAGUCUGGUCCAGAUGUUGUACUUCCUGUUGAAAGAGGACCAGGACCAGGUGGUCCAUCAGAACCUGGUCUUCCUUCUGGGUCCCCUGAUCCGAAUCUUCACUCUGGUCCUGGCAGUCUCUGUGAUCCACAUUGAACGGUUGAAGGGGGUCAGGUCUUCUGUGGUCCUGUUCUUCUUCUGGACUCUUCUGGUCCUGUGUUCCAUCGUUCCUCUGAAAGUGGAUGUGGAACAGAUUACUGAACAGGGUUUUUCCUCAGAUCCAGUUCGUUUCUCUGUUUUUUUCCUCUCUGUCUUCGUCCAAAUCCUCCUCCUCAUCCUCAGCUGCUUCUCUGACCGACAACCGAUGACGGCCAAACUCUGCAGCAUCCAGAACCGAUGUCCAGAAGAAGACGCUUCGUUUCUGUCCAAGUUUUUUUUCUUCUGGUUCAGCAGUCUAGUGGUGGGGGGUUAUCGUCGCCCCCUGUGUUCCUCAGACCUCUGGUCUCUGCGCAGUCAGGACUCAUCCACUCACAUCAUGUCAGAAAUAGACAGAGUGUGGACCGAUGCAUGCACCGAGAAACGUGAUCAGGCCAAUGACUGUAGUGUCAUCCGCAAAUUUAAUGAUGUUGGUGUUGUUCUAGGAGGCCACACAGUCAUGGGUGAAGAGCGUGUAGAGGAGCGGACCCAGCACACACCCCUGUGCUCGUCCAUCUUAUUUUCGAGAGAGCGGAUGUUGGCUAGCAGCAGGCUUGGUAGCGGUGGCCUGGUAGCUCUAGCUUUUAGCCUAGCAUGCAGGCCACCCUUCUUGCCUCGUUUCCACCUCAGCUGCUUUGCUCGCCGGCUGUUCAGCACAUCAGGCGCCUGGGCUGCUGCGUCCUCCCGACGAAGAAAGCUAAAGUCCAAGAGGCUGAGUGAAAGUUUGUGGUCAAACCCUGGUGGAUCCCCCUGGUCUAGGUCCCAGUCUGGUCCUCCUGACCACACAGAGAAGACCCCCCUGCUGAAGCAGACCCGGUCCAGGCAGACCUUCACCUUGGUCCUCCUCAGAACUCUGGGGUGGAGCUUCGGCCUCUACUUCAUGUGUGGGACAGUGUGUCUACUGCUUCAUGACGUAACCAUGUUCAUGGUUCCACAGGUGCUCAGUCUCCUGUUGGCCUUCAUGCAUGACCCUGGUGCAGAACUAUGGAAGGGGUUCCUUUACUCCUCUCUCCUCUUCGUCCUGUCCUGUCUUCAGUCUCUCCUUCAUCAUCACUACAUGUGUCGAUGCUUCACCGUUGGAAUGAGACUCAAAACUGCCGUCAUGGGUCUGGUCUACAGGAAGUGUCUGCUGAUGAGCAGUUCUGCUCGACGCCAGUGCACACUGGGAGAAAUCAUCAGUCUGGUUUCAGCCGACGUCCAGAAGCUCAUGGACUUUGUGGUUUAUGUCAACAGUGUUUGGGUGGCACCCAUUGAGAUCGCAUUCUGCUUCUACUUCCUGUGGCAGCUCCUUGGCCCGCCCUCUCUGGCUGGGCUCUCUGCAGUCGUCCUCAUUUUCCCUUUGAAUGGAUUCAUCGCUAAGUUAAGGAGCAGACUGCAGGAGGUGCAGAUGACGUUCAUGGACGGUCGGAUCAAACUGAUGAAUGAGAUCCUCAGUGGAGUGAAGAUCCUCAAGUUUUAUGCCUGGGAAGAAGCUUUUCUACGACGAGUUGGAAUUCUGCGAGAAGGAGAACUGAAGGCUCUGAAGAAGUCCCAGAUCUACUACUGCAUCUCAUUGGCUUCAUUUAGCUCCUCCUCCUUCCUAAUACUGUUUGCAGUUUUUGGAGUCUAUGUUUUGAUCGAUGACCAGAAUGUUCUGGAUGCUCAGAAAAUCUUUGUGUCUGUCGCACUCAUCAACAUCCUGAAAACUCCUCUGAGUCAACUGCCCUUCGCCAUGAGCACCAGCAUGCAGGCGAUCAUCUCGCUCAGACGCCUCGCAAACUUCCUGCAACAAGAUGAAGUGAAGGCGGAGAGUGUAGAGAGACUUCCACACAGCACAGGUGAAGCCAAACCCCCCCCACAUGGAGGCGUACCAGUGGUGGUGAUCGAAUCUGGUUCCUUUGCCUGGUCUCCUGACGGGCCAGUGUCUCUGCACAGUCUGAACAUAAAGGUGGAACCAGGGUCCAUAGUGGCUGUGGUCGGCCAUGUUGGCUCCGGAAAGUCCUCACUUCUGUCGGCCAUGUUGGGAGAAAUGGAGAGGAGGAGUGGCUCUGCCUGCAUUAAGGGUUCAGUGGCCUACGUCCCACAGCAGGCUUGGAUCCUGAAUGCUUCAUUAAAGGAAAAUGUUCUGUUUGGUGGACAGAGGAUCGAGAGCUGGUACCAUCGAGUGAUGGAGGCCUGCGCUCUUCUUCCAGACCUGGACAUCCUGCCGGGUGGAGACGGGACUGAGAUCGGAGAAAAGGGUUUGAACCUGUCCGGUGGUCAGAAGCAGAGGGUCAGUUUGGCUCGGGCCGUCUACAGGAAGUCGGACGUUUACCUGUUGGAUGACCCGCUGUCUGCUGUGGAUGCUCAUGUCGGCCAACACAUCUUUGACCGAGUCAUCGGACCUAAAGGACUUCUCAGAGACAAGACCCGGGUGCUGGUGACCAAUGGGAUUAGUUUCUUGUCCAAAGUGGAUCUGGUCUUGGUGAUGGAGGACGGGCAGAUCUCAGAGAUGGGCUCCUUUAAACAGCUGAUGGACAAAAGAGGAGCCUUCGCCACAUUCAUCCACACCCACAGUGGAAGGAACUAUAGAGAACCAGCAACCCACAGAGAUAAGGGUUCCAGGAAGUCGGUGUCUCGUCUCAGUCUGAUGGAGUUUUCUAUUGAUCUGUCUCAGGAACAGCUGAUCAGUACUUGUGACAUGAGCAGUGCCAGUGGUCAUCAGGUCACCACAGAUCAGGACUUUGACCCAGAGGAUGCUGGGAAACUGACAGAGGCUGACUCUGCCCACACUGGACGGGUCAAACUGCAGAUGUACUCAGAGUACUUCCGGACCCUGGGUCGGACCUUCAUCGUCAUCAUCCUCUUCCUCUGUGGGUUCCAGCAGACCGCCUCCUUGGCCUACAGCUAUUGGCUGAGCCUGUGGGCUGACGACGCCCCCGUCAACGGAACGCAGACCGACCACAACCUCAAACUGGGCGUGUUCGCACUGCUGGGCUUCACCCAGGGCCUGUCCAUGUUUGGGACCACCCUGGCUGUUUCUCUGGGGGGGAUCCUGGCGUCCCGGUACCUCCAUGCUGACCUUCUGCAGAAUGUGCUCCACUCGCCCAUGUCCUUCUUUGAGGUGACUCCCAGUGGAAACCUUUUGAACCGCUUUUCCAAAGAAAUCGAUGCCAUCGACUGCAUGAUCCCUGACGGGCUGAAGAUGAUGCUGGGAUACCUGUUCAAACUGCUGGAGGUGUGCAUCAUCGUUCUGUUGGCCACGCCCUUCACAGGCCUGGUGCUCCUCCCACUCACCGGUCUGUACAUCCUGAUCCAGAGUUUCUACGUUGCGACGUCGUGUCAGCUGCGACGCCUGGAGGCUGUAAGUCGCAGUCCGAUCUACACCCACUUUAACGAAACCGUCCAGGGCGCUGGCAUCAUUCGAGCCUUUGGCGAACAGCAGCGCUUCAUCCUGGAGGCCGACCGACACAUCGACAACAACCAACAAGCAUACUUCCCUCGCUUUGUUGCAACCAGAUGGCUGGCGGUGAAUCUGGAGUUUUUGGGGAACCUGCUGGUUCUGGCUGCAUCCUUAUUUUCAGUCUAUGGUCGUGGUAAACUGAGCCCAGGCAUCGUGGGAUUGGCUGUGACACACUCUCUUCAGGUGACAGGAAUUCUGAGCUGGAUAGUUCGAUCGUGGACAGAUGUGGAAAACAACAUAGUGUCAGUGGAACGAGUGAAGGAAUACGCCCGUACGCCAAAGGAGGCUCCAUGGACAGUUGAAGGGACUCUGGUUCCGUCCUCUUGGCCCAGUUCAGGGUCCAUCCAGUUGGAAGACUUUGGACUGCAGUACCGCAAAGGUCUGGACUGGGCCUUAAAGGACAUCUCCAUCAGCAUCCAGGACCGAGAGAAGGUGGGAAUUGUUGGAAGGACUGGAGCUGGAAAGUCGUCCUUGGCUUUAGGAAUUUUUCGUAUUCUGGAGGCGGUGAAAGGACGGAUCUGCAUCGAUGGGGUGAACAUCGCUCAGCUGGGCCUUCAUGAACUGCGCUCCAGGUUAACCAUCAUUCCACAGGACCCAGUUCUGUUUUCAGGAACUCUGAGGAUGAACCUGGACCCCUUUGAGACCUGCUCAGACCAGGAGCUGUGGAAGGCACUGGAACUGUCCCACCUCACCAGCUUUGUGUCCACAUUGCCCAAAAAACUGGACUACCAGUGCAGUGAAGGAGGAGAGAACCUGAGUGUGGGCCAGCGUCAGCUCUUGUGUUUGGCCAGAGCUCUGCUGAGGAAGACCAGGAUCCUUGUCCUGGAUGAGGCCACUGCAGCUGUAGACCUGCAGACGGACCAGCUGAUCCAGUCCACCAUCCGGACCCAGUUUGAGGACUGCACCGUCCUGACCAUCGCACACCGCCUCAACACCAUCAUAGACUACAGCAGGGUCUUGGUCAUGGACCAGGGUUCCAUCGUAGAGGCGGGUCCCCCCUCAGAGCUCCUCCGUCAGCAGAGUCACUUUUAUCAGAUGUGUGUGGAGGCGGGUUUGGCCUAA
Molecule: messenger RNA, 4905 nt
Organism: Sphaeramia orbicularis (orbiculate cardinalfish)
Lineage: Eukaryota; Metazoa; Chordata; Actinopteri; Kurtiformes; Apogonidae
Product: multidrug resistance-associated protein 1-like
Exons: 32
Coding region: 1-4905 (1634 amino acids)
Biological process (GO): transmembrane transport
Cellular component (GO): membrane
Molecular function (GO): ATP hydrolysis activity; ABC-type transporter activity; ATP binding
Source: RefSeq, a predicted model, not a curated record